CUCAAGUUGCAUUACACCCAGUUUAAGGAUUUUUCCAUUGUUCAACUUCCCUCACUCAAACUUCUGCAUUUGAGUCAUGUUAAAUUUUUGAAGCCUCAACAUUUCAUGGAGCUUCUUAAUGGAUGUUUCAAUCUUGAAAACUUGAAAACAAAGCAGUUAUCGUUUGAAUUUGAUUAUGAUGACGAUGAAAGGAAGUUUAAACCUUUAUUAAAGCUUGUCAGAGCUGAUAUUGGUGUCACGAUGGGGAUGAUCAAACUUUCUUAUUUCAACGAGUUUCUGUGCAAGUUCGCAGACAUUCCUAUAUUUCCCAAUUUAAUUCAUAUGGAGCUCACCUUGGGAGGCCGGAUUAAAAUGGAAUCGUUGCUUUAUUUCCUCAAUCAUUGCCCUCGACUUCAAAACCUUGUCAUGGAAAACCUAUUUUCUAUUGAUUCUAGGAAUUGGCCAAAUACACUUGUUGCUUCUGAGUGCUUUUCUUCACAGCUCCGAACCUGCUUUCUUCCAUGUUUCACAGGCACCGAUUCUGAGCUAAGAUUUUCCAAGUUUGUUAUGCAAAACUCAACAUUGUUAGGUAGCAUGAAAAUUAUCGGCCAUUCCCUAUCUCAUGAGAAAAAGGCUAAGAUGAGAAUAGAAUUAGACUCAUGCCCAAGGAGCUCUGCAAACUGUCAACUCUUAUUUAUGUAAUUUUGUUAGUAGUUGAAAAUUAUUCCUAAAUAAUUGCACUUGUACUUAUGACUACAUAUAAUGUAUGUGCUGAUUUUGAACAACAGUUGACUUAACUGAUACUAAACAACAUUACAGGAGUGAUAUGGAAGAACUUAGUGUAUGCAAGAUUUUGAGACUGAUUAUAACUUAUUUGUUUGA
Lotus japonicus is the source of this 861-nucleotide messenger RNA. RefSeq lists its product as uncharacterized. The coding region runs from base 106 to 681 and encodes 191 amino acids. The transcript is spliced from 2 exons. NCBI's taxonomy places the organism in Eukaryota, Viridiplantae, Streptophyta, Magnoliopsida, Fabales, Fabaceae. The record is from RefSeq and is a predicted model, not a curated record.